GAUAGAGCUUUAAACAGUAGGACGUCAGGACCAAGGGGAGCAGUUACUUAGCCACCCCCGUCCCGAUACCCGGGUCAUAUUUUAAGAGGUGAUAUAAUCAAAAUUUAGGGCGAUUACAUUUUAGGGUGGAAGUCUCGGUGACGUUUCAUUUAUUCGUUUUCUCUUACCACCUCUCAGUUUUCUGAAAAGUGACGUGCUCCACACGCGCGACAAUGGAGGCGCCAGAAUUUUUCCCACCUUCUGAAAACUUGACGGCGGCUGUCGUGCACCCGUUAUGCGAAGAAUGGAAGGGGGGAUCCGAGGGUGCCAUCUUCCACCUCGCCAGUAUUUUCCUUGUUUUGGGGUUCAUGGGAGGGAGCGGGUUCUAUGGGCUCCUCUACUUGUUUACCUUUCUGACGCUCGGUUUCUUCUGCACAACCAUUUGGUCAUGGUCGGACGCGUGCACCACCGACACCUUUUUGUGGAAUUUCGCUCUCUUUGGGAUAUGUGCGGUUCAAGUUGUGCACGUCGCCUACCGGUUGAGGAACGUUACUUUCGAAAAGGAGUUUCAAGAUCUGUACAGCUACCUGUUCAAAAAGCUGGGGGUGUCGCUCACCCACUUCGGCAAGAUAGUCGCCUGCUGUGAAGGGGACAUCCACACCAUAGAGAAAGACCACUGUUUUGCCAUGGAGGGCAAGACUGCUAUUGAUAAGCUGUCCGUUCUUCUGUCCGGCAGAAUUCGUGUGACAGUAAAUGGAGAGUUUUUACAUGACAUAUAUCCUUUCCAGUUUCUCGAUUCACCUGAAUGGGACUCUCUCCGGCCGUCAGAGGAGGGAGUUUUCCAGGUGACCCUGCGUGCAGAUAAUUGCUGUAGGUACGUUUCUUGGAGACGUAAGAAACUGUACCUACUCUUCGCCAAGCACCGCUAUAUCGCCAAGGUCUUUGCGCUCGUGGUGCGGAAUGACAUCGCGGACAAGCUGUACUCCCUCAACGACAAGGCGUUCGACAGCCGCGGGUUCCGAUAUGAUCUCCGGUUACCCACCUACUGUCACGUGUCCCCGUUGCCAGAAUUAGACCGAACAGAUGGGUUCCUACGAGUCCCAGCGCAAUAUGACCAUGGCCACCGUGGCCGUGUCCCUAUAACUAUAACGGCACCCGAAGAGACUGACUAGUGACUGGAACGGAACUUUUAAAUGUUUGUUUUUCAUUAAUGGAUGUUGUUUUUGUCUGUUUGUUAUCCUCAAGUCCUUAGGCUAUGGAUAUGGCAUAAGCUAUGUAGUUUACGCAUCAACAUAGAAUACAUUGUAGCACAUCAAGUAACCCUCCACUUGGUUUUGCCAGACAUCAUGCAAUAGGCGCGCGCGGGUGCGUGUGUGGGGGGGAUUUUCUCUGCAUCAAAAUACCAGUGAAAUGUUACCCCCUGAUUCCUGCUUAUGUUUUAUAGUGCACUUUACUACCUGUCUGUCUUAAAUUGAGACUGUAUAUUCAA
Salvelinus fontinalis (brook trout) is the source of this 1468-nucleotide messenger RNA. RefSeq names its product popeye domain-containing protein 3-like. The record is from RefSeq and is a predicted model, not a curated record. Gene Ontology annotation, cellular component: sarcolemma. NCBI's taxonomy places the organism in Eukaryota, Metazoa, Chordata, Actinopteri, Salmoniformes, Salmonidae. Gene Ontology annotation, molecular function: cAMP binding. Bases 213 to 1151 code for a protein of 312 amino acids. The transcript has 3 exons.